Molecule: messenger RNA, 1629 nt
Organism: Dendroctonus ponderosae (mountain pine beetle)
Lineage: Eukaryota; Metazoa; Arthropoda; Insecta; Coleoptera; Curculionidae
Product: serine/threonine-protein phosphatase 2A regulatory subunit B'' subunit gamma
Exons: 7
Coding region: 250-1569 (439 amino acids)
Biological process (GO): B cell homeostasis; positive regulation of B cell differentiation; microtubule cytoskeleton organization
Cellular component (GO): centrosome; spindle
Source: RefSeq, a predicted model, not a curated record
UCGUGAAAAACGGCAUUUUCUCGAAAAAUUUAUACGAAAAACGCUUUUUGUUAUGAGAUUUUCUAUCAGGUGAGCCUGGUUGUAAUCGGCAAAGCGCCAGUCCUGGUAUCAGACCGCGGUGUACAUAAUUACUAGAAAGUCCGGCAACGCUGCUGGAAGCAAUCAAAAUAACCACAAAAAUCUGACAAAAAUAACUUUUCACCUGUGAAUGUGAGGUUUUGUUUGAAAUAUUUGGCUACUGAAAAAACUAUGAGUUUAAAGGAGUUGCUAAGGCGAAAAAUUCAAAAACUAGACGAUGAAAACCAACCUGUUCCCCUCGAGCUGGUUCAGAAGCAGGAAGAUGAAGAGUUCCGGCGACUGCUGAACGAAUGGGGCAAAGGCCGGACGCAAUCCAGUGCGAUUCCGCCCUUCUACAACCGAAUCCCCGGUGAAAAUGAACCUUUGCGCCAGAAACUACGCGAAGAAAGUCGCGCUAACUUGCUGAAACAGAAAAGCCUACAGCUGCUCGAUAGAACUGAGAUGAACAACCUGUGGGUAUUGCUGGAUUGUCAUCACGUAACGGACGAGCAGCUCAUUUCCUAUGAGGACUUCCAGAAAGUGGCUCAGAAAUCAGGCCCCAAAACCAGGGAGUACCUCAAACCCAGCGUUUUUGCAAAACUGCAACAGGGCGAUCAUCAGGGCCGAAUCUCAACAGUCUCCCUGUUCAACUACGUGAUGAGGAAAGUGUGGCUGGAUCAAACCAGAGUGGGGCUUUCAGUGUAUGACAGCACUGGCCAAGGCUACUUGACUGAAACUGAGCUAGAACACUACAUAACUGAGCUGUUGCCCACUUUGUGCCAGCUCGAUGGACUGGAGAAGUCAUUUCACAGCUUCUAUGUUUGCACGGCUGUUCGCAAGUUUAUGUUCUUCCUGGAUGGAGUGCGAGCGAAUAGAGUACGUAUCAUUGACAUCCUGGCGUGUUCCUUUCUGGACGAUUUGUUGGAGCUGCGCGACGAAGAUGUGAGCAAAGAUGUCCAGGAGCAGAACUGGUUCAGCGCCCCUUCAGCGCUGCGAAUUUACGGUCACUACUUGAACCUGGAUCGCGACCACAACGGCAUGCUGAACAAGUCGGAACUGGCCAGCUACGGCUCGGGCACCUUUACAAAACCGUUCCUAGAUCGGGUGUUCCAAACGUGUCUCACCUACGGCGGCGAAAUGGACUACAAGACUUAUCUGGAUCUGGUGCUGGCGCUGGAGAACCGCUCGGAACCGCAGGCGUUGGCCUACCUGUUUCGCAUUCUCGACAUCAAAGGCUGCGGCUACCUGGACGCGUUCACUUUGAACUACUUUUUCAGAGACAUUCAGGAUCAGAUGACGGCGCACGGCACUGAGCAGCCAGUGUCGUUCAGCGAUGUAAAGGAUGAGCUGUUCGAUAUGGUGCGCCCCAAAGAUCCGGAACGCGUCACUUUGAACGAUCUGGUUGCGUGCGGACAAGGAGAAACUUUUGUCAGCAUUCUGAUUGAGUUCCGUGGAUUCUGGGCCUAUGAGCAUCGCGAGGCGAUCUCUUCUGAGCCCUCAGACGGGCUGUAAUUUAUCUGAUUUCUAUGUUUAAAUAAUGCAUAAUUGUAAUAUUAUUAUUUUUGAAUGGAA